AGCCAAGUGUCUAAGAUCCUCAACAUGAGAUUUGUACUAAAAGCAUGGCCCAUACAAUACUGACUUAAGAUGGACAAUGAAGCAAAAGCAGGAAAUUCAAGACCUUGAAAUCCUCAAAGCUGUGGCACAAGCAUGGCACGGUCACUCCAGCAGCCGUAGGACAGCUGUCGAAUUCGACCCUCACUGCCGUAAUUUCAAGAGCAAGCCAUCAAGAUUCAAGCUUGAAGCUAUGAGCAAAGUGUCUACCAGGAAAAUUUAUGGUGCAGGCAGCUGGGAUUUUAAGCAAUCCCUUUGGGAUUCUUAUGAGCUUGUAAAUAUAUCCAAAAAGUUAGAGAUGGAGCAAAUGCUAGACCACCCAAUUUCUGCAUUGGAUGAGCUAAACUGGAAUAUUGGUAAGAAGCAUGAGAGUGAAAAAAGCUUAAGAGACUUGUUCAACAUGUCAUCGAGGAGAUUUAAUGAAGCUGAACUACCAAAAGAUAAGGGUCUAUUUUUGUUCUAAAACACGUUCUCACGACUGUAGCUUUCCUAAUAUGUAGAUUCAUUUCUGUAACUAGACAUGACAUCUAUCUUUCACCACCUCUGGUUUUCACGUCUCAGAUACUUAAUUUUUGGUUGCAAAUCCCAUGUCAACAAUGUUUUAAAGAUAAUGAACGGAAGAGAAAUAGUGGUCAUAUGGAUUUAGUAUAUCAAGGCAUUCGCUUCUCCGCAGAUAAACAGUCAAGCUACUAACAAUGAUUGUACUACUACUCAAGAUGGAAGCAGUCAUACUAAAGAGAGAAGCUAUUCCUAUUUG
Messenger RNA from Nicotiana attenuata, 793 nucleotides. RefSeq lists its product as uncharacterized. The record is from RefSeq and is a predicted model, not a curated record. Bases 77 to 499 code for a protein of 140 amino acids. The transcript has a single exon. NCBI's taxonomy places the organism in Eukaryota, Viridiplantae, Streptophyta, Magnoliopsida, Solanales, Solanaceae.